AUGGUUUUAGCUGAUCUAGGACGAAGAAUCAAUGCUGCUGUGGCACAAGUCACAUCUUCCACCACGAGUGUUGAAGAGGCAGACAUCGACACCAUGUUGAAGGAGAUAUCCAGAGCGUUGCUCGAAAGUGAUGUGAACAUCAAGUUGGUCUUGAAAUUGCGAGACUCCAUCAAAAAGAAAAUAGUAAACGAUAAGACCCCCGGAUUGAAUAAGAAAAAAUUGAUCCAGAAAACAGUUUUUGAUGAGUUAUGUGCAUUGGUCGAUUGCGAAGCCCAGCCUUAUAAACCAAAAAAGAAUCAAGCAAAUGUGAUAAUGUUUGUUGGGUUGCAGGGUGCUGGUAAGACAACCACUUGUACCAAAUUAGCUGUAUACUACCAGAAAAGAAAUUUCAAGGUGGGGUUAGUUUGUGCCGAUACGUUUAGAGCUGGUGCUUUUGAUCAAUUAAAACAAAAUGCAACCAAAGCCAGAAUACCCUUUUUUGGGUCGUACACUGAAACCGACCCUGUUGAGGUAGCAAGAAUUGGUGUAGAAAAAUUUAAAAAGCAAAAGUUUGAAAUUAUAAUUGUUGAUACUUCUGGUAGACAUCGUCAAGAAAAGGAAUUGUUCAAGGAAAUGGUUGAAAUCGGCGAUGCAGUCAAACCUCAGCAAACUGUUAUGGUUUUGGAUGGUUCAAUUGGUCAAUCUGCACAACAGCAAGCUCAGGCUUUCAAGGAAUCCUCGAAUUUCGGUGCUAUUAUAUUAACGAAAAUGGAUGGUGAAGCUAAAGGUGGUGGUGCGAUAUCUGCUGUUGCUGCUACCAAGACCCCGAUAAUAUUUAUCGGUACUGGUGAACACACCCAGGAUUUUGAGACUUUUUUCCCUAAACAAUUUAUUUCGAAAUUAUUGGGUAUCGGUGAUAUUCAAGGGUUAAUGGAACAUGUUAAAUCGUUAAAUUUAGAUCAAAAGGACACAAUAAAGAACUUUCAAGAGGGAAAAUUCACUUUGAAUGAUUUCCAAACGCAAAUGACUAAUAUUCUUAAAAUGGGCCCCUUGGCUCAAAUUGCUAAUAUGAUUCCAGGGAUGGGUGAUAUGAUGAACCAAAUUGGGGAAGAAGAAGCUUCUAAAAGAUUAAAAAGGAUGGUAUACAUAAUGGAUUCAAUGACGAAACAGGAAUUGGACUCAGAUGGACAGAUUUUCAUUGACGAACCUUCAAGAAUCAUUCGGGUUGCAAGAGGCUCAGGAACCACCGUCACAGAGGUCGAAAUGGUAUUAUUCCAGCAAAGAAUGAUGGCUAGAAUGGCAAAGACAAACAUGAGCAUGAUGAAUACUCAAAAGGGCAGAAACCCAAUGGCAGGUAACAGAGGCAUGAUGCCCUCACAACAGAACAUCCAAAGGGCAAUGCAGCAGAUGCAAAGUAACCCAGGCAUGAUGAACAACAUGAUGAAGAUGUUUGGAGGUGGUGCUGGAGGCAUGCCAAACAUGCAAGAAAUGAUGAAGUCCAUGGGGGGCAUGGGUGGAGCUGGAGGCAUGCCCAACCCUGCCGAUGUGAUGGGUAUGAUGAAGAAUCCCCAAAUGCAGCAGAUGAUGAAGCAAUUUGGCAUGGGUGGAAUGGGAAUGUAA
Molecule: messenger RNA, 1599 nt
Organism: Ascoidea rubescens DSM 1968
Lineage: Eukaryota; Fungi; Ascomycota; Saccharomycetes; Ascoideales; Ascoideaceae
Gene: SRP54
Product: RNA-binding signal recognition particle subunit SRP54
Exons: 1
Coding region: 1-1599 (532 amino acids)
Biological process (GO): SRP-dependent cotranslational protein targeting to membrane; SRP-dependent cotranslational protein targeting to membrane, translocation
Cellular component (GO): signal recognition particle, endoplasmic reticulum targeting; cytosol
Molecular function (GO): GTPase activity; GTP binding; endoplasmic reticulum signal sequence receptor activity
Source: RefSeq, a predicted model, not a curated record